This is a messenger RNA of Clonostachys rhizophaga, 1422 nucleotides long. Lineage: Eukaryota; Fungi; Ascomycota; Sordariomycetes; Hypocreales; Bionectriaceae. The record is from the annotation of a GenBank genome assembly.
AUGUCCAUCGUAGAAGAAGAAAAUCCUGGAGCCACCAAUUCUGGCGAGAAAAAUGUUGUGCGGGAGGUGACGGUGGAGGUUGAAGCCCAGAACGAGCGGCCCAUGACAAUAGCCGCUGAGAAAACUGCGAGAGGGUGGAUGAUCGCUCUUGGUUCAUUUCUAAUCCUGAUUCCAUCAUAUGGUUUCAUGUUGGCGAUUGGUGUUGUCCAAGCCUACCUACACGCCAACCAACUAUCAGAUUACACAACCCGAGACAUAGGAUGGAUUGCAGGAAUGUUUACGUUUCUCGCUCUCUUCCUCGGUAUUCAGGCUGGCCCUAUUAUCGACUCCUUUAGUGUGCGCCUUCUUGCACCCAUCUCCGUUGCUAUAAGCCUUCCUCUGUUCUUCCUCUUAGCCGAAUGCACACUGUACUGGCACUUUAUGCUCUGCAUCGGAGUACUCGGUGGCCUCAGCUCAGCCAUCACCGCGACCCUGGGUGUUGCUGUGAUAGGAAAGGUCUUCCUUGAAUACCGUGGAUUGGCAAUGGGUGUGGCCUUCUCUGGUUCCAGCCUGGGUGGUGUCAUCUUCCCCUUGAUGCUCCGAGCCACCCUCCCGAAGUGGGGUUUCGCGUGGUCGAUGAGGGCUGUGGGGUUCGUGAGCACUGCGCUGCUGGUCCUGGCAACCGGCUGUCUGUGGCACUGUGACAAGUUGACUCUCAUGGACAGCAACGAGCCGCUGGUCAACGGCGACAUCCCCGACACUGUUGUCGGCGAUCUAACACAGGUCACUUCCCACAGAUCACGCGCCGAUGCCCCUAAGCCCAAGAAAAUGGCCAUGAUCAACUUCUCCGCCUUCAAGUCUCCUCCAUUCUGUCUUUUGACGGCAUCCAUGCUGCUUCUGGACUUUGUCAUUUUUGGAGUGGCUGGUCUUCUUCCCACAAUGGUAUCCAUCAAUGGAUUUGGUGACGAGACGGGAUAUUAUCUGGUUGCCAUUCUGAACACAUGUUCCAUCGUUGGUCGCCUCUUGACUGGAAUAAUCGGCGACCGCUUCGGCCAUUUCAACGUUAUUAUCGUGACAGUCGCCUUGACUCUGGUCUGUACCGCCAUCACACUUCUCCCCUUUGGAACGACACAUGUCCAAGCUCUCUACGCCUUCUCUGCCCUCUGGGGUUUCGGGUCCGGCUCAUUCCUCCCUCUACUUCCAGUGUGUAUGGGGAAGAUCUGUGAUCCCAAAGAGUACGGACGUUAUUUCGGCACCAUGACUUUUGUCAACAGCUUCGGUCUGCUCAUUAGCGUCCCCAUUGGCGGCCAGAUGCUCGACACCAUGGGCCCCACGGCCCUUUCAGGUUUCUACGUUGCCGUCAUAUUCCUCGGUGGUGUUGCCAUUGUUGCGGCGAGAGCUCUGCUGAUUGGAACAUGGUUCGGAUUUAAAGAGAAAAUCUAA